This is a messenger RNA of Coregonus clupeaformis (lake whitefish), 2057 nucleotides long. Its product is annotated as protein mono-ADP-ribosyltransferase PARP12-like. The record is from RefSeq and is a predicted model, not a curated record. NCBI's taxonomy places the organism in Eukaryota, Metazoa, Chordata, Actinopteri, Salmoniformes, Salmonidae. Gene Ontology annotation, molecular function: metal ion binding; NAD+ poly-ADP-ribosyltransferase activity. The transcript has 11 exons. Bases 1 to 1611 code for a protein of 536 amino acids.
AUGGAACUUCUUUGCUUCGAGGACAAAGUCGUGAGAGCCCAAAUUGACCCCAACAUUCUCUAUGACGACAGAGUUUGUGAAGAGGAGACUGAGCAUGUGAAAGAGGAGACUGAGCAGGUUUGUGAAGAAGAGACUGAGCAUGAUGCUGCUACUCCUGCUGCUACCGCUGCCCUUAACACAAGCCAGAGGUCCAACAGACCUGGUCAAGAUAAAACUGAAAUAUGUAUGUACUUCAUCAAGGGGAGUUGCAUACACGGUGAUAAGUGCUUUAAAGCCCACUCUACCAUGCCCUACCAAUGGGAGAUGAGGGAGGGACUAAACUGGACAGCUCUACAAGACAACGAGGUGAUUGAGAAGGACUAUUGCGACCCAGCAAAGACAUACAGUCGGGGAGUCCAGCCUGUGUGUUUCGAUACGAUGACCUGCGGUCUGAACAAAGCCCGACGUCUCUCCACCGUCUCCUCUGUGCUCCAGCCUACCUUCAUCCUCACCACAGAGUGGGCCUGGUUCUGGGAGGACGAGUUUGGAAACUGGAUCCAGUACGCAUCAGCAAGCGGUGGACACAGGGCAGCCACCAUCACCAGUGAAGACCUGGAGAAGAGGUUCCAGGAAGACAACAAGGCUGUGACGGAGUUCACCGCGGGGUCACAGACCUAUGAACUCAGUUUCCCAGACAUGAUUCAAACAAACAAGCAGUACAGCACCAAGAAGGUUGUGAGAAGACGGCCUGUGUUUGUCUCUUCAGCUGAUGCACAAACUAUCAAAACCAGCAAAAGGGCUCCGAGCAAUCACUCAAAUUUCAGAGCUUUACCAGGACACUGGGACAAGGCACAAACUCCUGAAACAGGAUGCAAGAGAGUCGACCUUCCGUGCUCGUCAGUGGAGUUUAAGGAGAUUCAAGGGCUUUUUCAGAACACCAUGAGAGGCUUCAGCAUCCGCCAAAUCGAGAGGAUUCAGAACAAAGCACUCUGGGAAGUCUUUCAGUGGCAAAGGGAUCUCAUGAAGAAGAACAACAGAGGGAGGAAUGUGACGGAGAAACAGCUUUUCCAUGGCACAGACUCCAAAUACCUCGAUGCCAUCUGCCUUAACAACUUUGACUGGCGGAUCUGUGGACUAAACGGAACAGCCUAUGGGAAAGGGAGUUACUUUGCCAGGGAUGCCAAAUACUCCAACAGCUACACUGGCCAAUCAAAUACGAAGUCCAUGUUUGUCUGUCGUGUGUUGGCGGGUGAUUACACCAAAGGGCACUCCAGCUACCUCCGGCCCCCCUCGAAGGACGGAGGGGACACCAUCUUCUACGACAGCUGUGUGGAUGACGUCAGCAACCCCUCCAUCUUUGUGGUGUUUGAGAAGCACCAGGUGUACCCAGAGUACCUCAUCCAUUAUGGUGAGGAUGACGCAUGGUCGCAAGCCUACCAGCCAUACUACCGUCCAGCUGCACCUGCACCUGCACCUAUACCAGCACCAGCAUACAGCCCAGCGGCUGCCCCAGCGCCUAGACCAGCACCAACAUACAGCCCAGCGGCUGCCUCAGCGCCUAGACCUGCACCAACACACAGACCAGCACCAACACCUGCACCUAAACCUGAGAACUCCUGUGUCAUUACUUGAGGCUGACUGUGAGCUGUGAACUGUGAACCCUUUGAUAUUAAACUGAGGCAAAAACUUAGGCUUUUGUGAAUUUGAGAAAUUGAUUUAGCACUCUGUUAAAUGUGUUUGACAAAUUAUAGCUAAUCUUGGCAUGCACCUUACUAUGAUUACUAGAUGUGCUAUUAUCCGUUUUCUACAAUGCAAGCAUUUUUGUAGUGCUAUUGACUUGACUUUAUAUAAUGGUAAAUUACAAUCUAUGUACACACCAGAAUGUAAAUGUAAAGUUAUGCACCAAUAAUGAAAUUAAACCAAGUGAUGAACAAUUGUAAUGAUGGGUUGGCAGACAUCACAUAAAUAAUGUGCCCGCAUUGAUGUGGCCGGAAGCCGUGCUUUGUUAUGAUUCUGAACAGUCAGAUAGCUGGAAACAAUGACAAGAAGCUGCCAUGUGGGGAAUUGUAGGUGGCUCG